Messenger RNA from Pseudophryne corroboree (corroboree frog), 474 nucleotides. It is a transcript of the gene RPL36, whose product is annotated as ribosomal protein L36. Bases 109 to 426 code for a protein of 105 amino acids. The transcript has 4 exons. Gene Ontology annotation, molecular function: structural constituent of ribosome. NCBI's taxonomy places the organism in Eukaryota, Metazoa, Chordata, Amphibia, Anura, Myobatrachidae. Gene Ontology annotation, biological process: cytoplasmic translation. The record is from RefSeq and is a predicted model, not a curated record. Gene Ontology annotation, cellular component: ribosome; cytosolic large ribosomal subunit.
AGCCGCUCUAGUCUAUUUCAUGACAUGGAGGACUAAAGCGCUGUAUGAAAUACGGCACUUCCGGUUCUGCUCCUUCCUUCCGGUGUGUCCGCCAUCAGAGCUAGCAGAAUGGCUAUCAGGUACCCCAUGGCAGUGGGCCUCAAUAAAGGCCAUCGAGUGACCAAGAACGUUGCAAAGAUCAGACACUGUCGCAGGAGAGGGCGCCUGACUAAGCACACCAAGUUUGUCCGUGACAUGAUCCGUGAAGUUUGUGGCUUUGCUCCAUAUGAGAGACGUGCUAUGGAGUUGCUGAAAGUGUCAAAGGACAAACGGGCUCUCAAAUUCAUCAAGAAGAGGAUUGGUACUCACAUUCGUGCCAAGAGAAAGAGAGAAGAACUCAGCAAUGUGUUGUCUGCCAUGAGAAAGGCUGCAGCCAAGAAGGAUUAACCUCCUGUAAAAUAGUUCUGCCACAAAUAAAAUUUCCAUAAAAGCUCA